Messenger RNA from Apodemus sylvaticus (European woodmouse), 1414 nucleotides. RefSeq names its product protein phosphatase 4 catalytic subunit (gene Ppp4c). The coding region runs from base 173 to 1096 and encodes 307 amino acids. The record is from RefSeq and is a predicted model, not a curated record. NCBI's taxonomy places the organism in Eukaryota, Metazoa, Chordata, Mammalia, Rodentia, Muridae. Gene Ontology annotation, biological process: double-strand break repair via homologous recombination; peptidyl-serine dephosphorylation. The transcript has 9 exons. Gene Ontology annotation, cellular component: nucleus; cytoplasm. Gene Ontology annotation, molecular function: protein serine/threonine phosphatase activity.
GUUUCCCUUUGCUUCCGCGGCGAGGCCGGAAGUAGAAGCGGCGGUGGCUUAGGCCCAAAGCGGAGGGAAGUGGGGAGUCGGAGAGACUCAGCCGGAGUCUCAGCGGCGGAGACCCCUGUGCGGUCCGGAGGGGGCGGCGGCCCCGACUCUGACCCGCGCCGGGGGGUGGGCCAUGGCGGAAAUCAGCGACUUGGACCGGCAGAUCGAGCAGCUGCGGCGCUGCGAGCUUAUCAAAGAGAGCGAAGUCAAGGCCCUGUGCGCUAAGGCCAGAGAGAUCUUGGUAGAAGAGAGCAACGUGCAGAGGGUGGACUCGCCAGUCACGGUAUGCGGUGACAUCCAUGGACAAUUCUAUGACCUCAAGGAGUUGUUCAGAGUAGGUGGCGAUGUCCCUGAGACCAACUACCUCUUCAUGGGAGACUUUGUGGACCGUGGUUUCUACAGUGUUGAAACCUUCCUCCUCCUGCUGGCUCUUAAGGUUCGAUAUCCUGACCGAAUCACUUUGAUCCGGGGCAAUCAUGAGAGUCGCCAGAUUACCCAGGUCUAUGGGUUCUAUGAUGAGUGCUUACGGAAAUAUGGCUCGGUGACUGUAUGGCGCUACUGUACUGAGAUCUUUGACUACCUCAGCCUGUCUGCCAUCAUUGAUGGCAAGAUCUUCUGUGUGCAUGGAGGUCUUUCCCCUUCCAUCCAGACCUUGGAUCAGAUCCGGACAAUUGACCGAAAGCAAGAGGUACCCCAUGAUGGACCCAUGUGUGACCUCCUGUGGUCUGACCCUGAAGACACAACAGGCUGGGGAGUGAGCCCCCGAGGGGCAGGCUACCUGUUUGGCAGCGACGUGGUCGCCCAGUUCAAUGCAGCCAACGACAUUGACAUGAUCUGCCGUGCCCACCAGUUAGUGAUGGAAGGUUACAAGUGGCACUUCAACGAGACCGUGCUUACUGUGUGGUCAGCACCUAAUUACUGCUACCGCUGUGGCAAUGUGGCAGCCAUCUUAGAACUGGAUGAGCACCUCCAAAAAGAUUUCAUCAUCUUCGAGGCUGCACCCCAAGAGACACGUGGCAUCCCCUCCAAAAAGCCAGUGGCCGACUAUUUCCUGUGACUCCGUGGCCCCAGCCCCUCUGGCCCUUGGACCACUGUGACUGCCCUCUGCCCAGUUGGAGGCCGGGUGUGAGGGGCUGCCUGGCUUGGCUCGCCCAGGGUGCGGACUUGCUCUGGAGAGGUUGGAGCCUUCGCUCCUGCUUCCUCUCCUUUCUCCCACUUGAUCCAUGAAGUUUCCAGUCAUUUUUGUUUUUCCUUUUUCCUUUUUUCUUUUUUCUCUCUUUCUUUUUUCUUUUUUCAUUUUUUGUUUUGUUUUUUUGUUUUUAGAUAAAACAUUUUGAGAAAAAAAGAAAAAAAUUCUAAUAAAAGAAGAAAAAUA